Trematomus bernacchii (emerald rockcod) is the source of this 3075-nucleotide messenger RNA. RefSeq names its product proteoglycan 4-like. The transcript has 2 exons. The record is from RefSeq and is a predicted model, not a curated record. Bases 1 to 3075 code for a protein of 1024 amino acids. NCBI's taxonomy places the organism in Eukaryota, Metazoa, Chordata, Actinopteri, Perciformes, Nototheniidae.
AUGUCGCUGUGUUCCGUAGCGAUGUCGCUGUGUUCCGUAGCAAUGUCGCUGUGUUCCGUAGCAAUGUCGCUGUGUUCCGUAGCGAUGUCGCUGUGUUCCAGUCCUCAAACCGUCUUCAAACCAUCCUCAGACGUCCUCAAACCGCCCUCAAACCGUCUUCAAACCAUCCUCAAACCGUCAUCAAAGAGUCCCCAAAACUGUCCUCAAACUGUCCCCAAACUGUCCUCAAACUGUCCUCAAACUGUCCUCAAACUAUCCCCAAAGAGUCCCCAAAACUGUCCUCAAACUGUCCUCAAACUGUCCCCAAACUGUCCUCAAAGUGUCCUCAAACCGUCCUCAAAGAGUCCUCAAACCAUCCUCAAACUGUCCCCAAACUGUCCUCAAACUGUCCCCAAAGUGUCCUCAAAGAGUCCUCAAACCGUCCUCAAACUUUCCUCAAAGAGUCCUCAAACUGUCCCCAAACUAUCCUCAAAGAGUCCUCAAAGAGUCCUCAAAGAGUCCUCAAACUGUCCUCAAAGAGUCCUCAAACUGUCCCCAAAGAGUCCUCAAAGAGUCCUCAAACUGUCCCCAAACCAUCCUCAAAGAGUCCUCAAAGAGUCCUCAAAGAGUCCUCAAACUGUCCUCAAAGAGUCCUCAAACUGUCCCCAAAGAGUCCUCAAAGAGUCCUCAAACUGUCCCCAAACCAUCCUCAAAGAGUCCUCAAACUGUCCUCAACCGUCCCCAAACUAUCCUCAAAGAGUCCUCAAACUGUCCUCAAAGAGUCCUCAAACUGUCCUCAAACUGUCCUCAAACUGUCCCCAAACUGUCCUCAAAGAGUCCUCAAACUGUCCCCAAAGAGUCCUCAAAGAGUCCUCAAACUGUCCCCAAACCAUCCUCAAACUGUCCUCAAAGAGUCCUCAACCGUCCCCAAACUGUCCUCAAAGAGUCCUCAAAGAGUACUCAAACUGUCCUCAAACCGUCCUCAAACUGUCCUCAAACUGUCCCCAAAGAGUCCUCAAACGUCCUCAAACUGUCCUCAAACCGUCCUCAAACCGUCCUCAAAGAGUCCUCAAACUGUCCUCAAAGAGUCCUCAAACUGUCCUCAAACUGUCCUCAAACUGUCCCCAAAGAGUCCUCAAAGAGUCCUCAAACUGUCCCCAAACCAUCCUCAAACUGUCCUCAAAGAGUCCUCAACCGUCCCCAAACUGUCCUCAAAGAGUCCUCAAAGAGUACUCAAACUGUCCUCAAAGAGCCCUCAAACUGUCCCCAAAGAGUCCUCAAAGAGUCCUCAAACUGUCCCCAAACCAUCCUCAAACUGUCCUCAAAGAGUCCUCAACCGUCCCCAAACUGUCCUCAAAGAGUCCUCAAAGAGUACUCAAACUGUCCUCAAAGAGCCCUCAAACCGUCCUCAAACUGUCCUCAAACUGUCCUCAAACCGUCCUCAAACUGUCCUCAAACUGUCCCCAAAGAGUCCUCAAACGUCCUCAAACUGUCCUCAAACCGUCCUCAAACCGUCCUCAAAGAGUCCUCAAACUGUCCUCAAACUGUCCUCAAACCGUCCUCAAACUGUCCUCAAACUGUCCCCAAACUGUCCUCAAAGAGUCCUCAAACUGUCCCCAAAGAGUCCUCAAACUGUCCCCAAAGAGUCCUCAAACGUCCUCAAACUGUCCUCAAACCGUCCUCAAACCGUCCUCAAAGAGUCCUCAAACUGUCCUCAAAGAGUCCUCAAACUGUCCCCAAAGAGUCCUCAAACGUCCUCAAACUGUCCUCAAACCGUCCUCAAAGAGUCCUCAAACUGUCCUCAAACUGUCCUCAAACCGUCCUCAAACUGUCCUCAAACUGUCCCCAAACUGUCCUCAAAGAGUCCUCAAACUGUCCCCAAAGAGUCCUCAAAGAGUCCUCAAACUGUCCCCAAACCAUCCCCAAACUGUCCUCAAAGAGUCCUCAAAGAGUACUCAAACUGUCCUCAAAGAGCCCUCAAACCGUCCUCAAACUGUCCUCAAACUGUCCUCAAACCGUCCUCAAACUGUCCCCAAAGAGUCCUCAAACGUCCUCAAACUGUCCCCAAAGAGUCCUCAAAGAGUCCUCAAACUGUCCCCAAACCAUCCCCAAACUGUCCUCAAACUGUCCUCAAAGAGUCCUCAAACUGUCCUCAAACUGUCCCCAAAGAGUCCUCAAAGAGUCCUCAAACUGUCCCCAAACCAUCCUCAAACUGUCCUCAAAGAGUCCUCAACCGUCCCCAAACUGUCCUCAAAGAGUCCUCAAAGAGUACUCAAACUGUCCUCAAAGAGCCCUCAAACCGUCCUCAAACUGUCCUCAAACUGUCCUCAAACCGUCCUCAAACUGUCCUCAAACUGUCCCCAAAGAGUCCUCAAACGUCCUCAAAGAGUCCUCAAACUGUCCUCAAAGAGUCCUCAAAGAGUCCUCAAACUGUCCUCAAACUGUCCUCAAACCGUCCUCAAACUGUCCUCAAACUGUCCCCAAAGAGUCCUCAAACGUCCUCAAAGAGUCCUCAAACUGUCCUCAAAGAGUCCUCAAAGAGUCCUCAAACUGUCCUCAAACUGUCCUCAAACUGUCCCCAAACUGUCCUCAAAGAGUCCCCAAAGAGUCCUCAAAGAGUCCUCAAACUGUCCCCAAACCAUCCUCAAACUGUCCUCAAAGAGUCCUCAAACUGUCCUCAACCGUCCCCAAACUGUCCUCAAAGAGUCCUCAAAGAGUACUCAAACUGUCCUCAAAGAGCCCUCAAACCGUCCUCAAACUGUCCUCAAACUGUCCUCAAACCGUCCUCAAACCGUCCUCAAAGAGUCCUCAAACGUCCUCAAACUGUCCUCAAACCGUCCUCAAACUGUCCUCAAAGAGUCCUCAAACUGUCCUCAAACUGUCCCCAAACUGUCCUCAAAGAGUCCCCAAACUGUCCUCAAAGAGUCCUCAAAGAGUCCUCAAACUGUCCUCAAACCGUCCUCAAACUGUCCCCAAAGAGUCCUCAAACCGUCCUCAAACUGUCCUCAAACUGUCCUCAAACUGUCCCCAAACUGUCCUCAAACUGUUCUCAAACCGGCUGCAAGAAAGGUUGAAAAUGCAAAGAGUCUGCUGUGA